Messenger RNA from Solanum dulcamara, 1731 nucleotides. Its product is annotated as calcium and calcium/calmodulin-dependent serine/threonine-protein kinase-like. Gene Ontology annotation, molecular function: calcium/calmodulin-dependent protein kinase activity; ATP binding; calmodulin binding. Lineage: Eukaryota; Viridiplantae; Streptophyta; Magnoliopsida; Solanales; Solanaceae. The transcript has 8 exons. Bases 79 to 1635 code for a protein of 518 amino acids. Gene Ontology annotation, cellular component: nucleus; cytoplasm. Gene Ontology annotation, biological process: peptidyl-serine phosphorylation; protein autophosphorylation; intracellular signal transduction. The record is from RefSeq and is a predicted model, not a curated record.
UGUAAUUACGUGUGUUCUCAUCGAUCAAACUCAACUUUUCUCUCUCUUUCUUUUUCUUCAAAACGAGUACUACUUUUGAUGGGACAAAAAGAAUUAGACAUAAGAACAAGUUUAAGUGAUGAAUAUGAAGUCACAGAUAUUUUAGGAAGAGGAGGAUUUUCAGUAGUGAGGAGAGGAAAAAGUAGAACAACAAAUGAAGUUGUUGCAAUCAAAACUCUCCGGCGGUUCGGGCCGGUUCCGCCGGAGAAGAAAGAAAAUAAUAGGUCUCUUAUUAAAAAUGAUAAUAACUUAUCAAGAGCUUUGAUAUCGGAGAGUUUGUUGACAAAUGAGCUUUUAGUGAUGAGAAAGAUCGUUGAAGAUGUUUCACCUCAUCCAAAUGUGAUUCAUUUGUACGAUGUUUGUGAGGAUUCAUUUGGGGUUCAUCUCAUAUUGGAACUUUGCUCUGGUGGGGAGCUCUUUGAUCGGAUUGUCGGACAAGCAAGGUACAAUGAGGCCGGGGCUUCUGCAGUGGUGAGACAAAUAGCUAAGGGACUUGAGGCACUACAUGGGGCAAAUAUAGUUCACAGGGACUUAAAACCAGAAAACUGUUUAUUCUUGAACAAGGAUGAGAAUUCACCAUUGAAGAUCAUGGAUUUUGGUCUUAGCUCUUUUGAGGAUUUUGCAAAUCCAGUGGUUGGUUUGUUUGGUUCAAUUGAUUAUGUUUCACCAGAAGCACUUUCAAGGGAUAAAAUCACCACCAAGACUGAUAUUUGGUCACUUGGUGUUAUUCUUUACAUUCUUCUCUCCGGGUACCCACCUUUCUUUGCGCCGUCCAAUCGGCAAAAACAACAAAUGAUAUUAAAUGGACAAUUCAGCUUUGAUGAAAAAACAUGGAAGAAUAUAUCUUCAUCAGCAAAACAACUAAUUUCCAGUCUUUUGAAAGUUGAUCCUAACAUGAGGCCUACUGCUCAACAGAUAGUAGAAGAUGCAUGGGUGAGGGGAGAGUUGGCAAAGGAAGAAGAAAUGGACGCUGAGAUUGUUUCCCGUCUUCAAAGCUUCAAUGCGCGGCGCAAGUUCCGGGCAGCAGCCAUGGCUAGUGUCCUCAGCAGCAGUUUCUCAUUGAGAAGUAAAAAAUUGAAAAAAUUAGUUGGUUCCUCCUAUGACCUCAAGCCUGAAGAAUUAGAAAACCUGAGUCACAUUUUCAAAAAAAUAUGCAAAAAUGGAGAAAAUGCAACAUUGUUGGAGUUCGAAGAGGUGUUAAAAGCAAUGGAAAUGACAUCAUUAGUGGCAUUAGCAGGGAGGAUAUUUGAUCUAUUUGACAACAAUCGUGAUGGAACGGUAGAUAUGAGAGAGAUUAUAGGUGGCUUCUCUAGCCUCAAGUAUUCACAAGGGGAUGAUGCACUUCGUCUUUGUUUUCAGAUGUAUGAUACUGAUCGAUCAGGCUACAUUAGCAAGGAAGAAAUUGCAUCCAUGUUGAGAGCACUUCCUGAAGAUUGUCUUCCAAUGGAUAUAACAGAACCUGGAAAACUUGAUGAGAUAUUUGAUUUAAUGGAUGCAAAUAGUGAUGGUAAAGUCACUUUUGAUGAGUUCAAAGCUGCUAUGCAAAGAGAUAGUUCCCUUCAAGAUGUUGUACUCUCCUCACUCCGUCCUAAUUAAUUACUUUUAUUAUAAUUAUAUAUUUAUAUUUUAAUUUGUAACACACUAAUUAUAUUCAUAAUCUCUAACUUUUGUUGACAUUGAGUUUAUUAUUCU